Nezara viridula (southern green stink bug) is the source of this 330-nucleotide messenger RNA. NCBI's taxonomy places the organism in Eukaryota, Metazoa, Arthropoda, Insecta, Hemiptera, Pentatomidae. The record is from the annotation of a GenBank genome assembly.
AUGAACUGCUCGGAGCAGGUUUCAUCAUUGACCGCUGCCUCCUCCAGAAAUCCACUCCUCACGGCCCAUUCACUUCUCUCUACCUCUUUCCUCAGGAUUCCGCUCCUGCUCACAAGGCCAUGUCAACUCAGCAGCGGCUGCAAAAGAACAUUCCAGAGUUCAUCUCUGCCUCGGAUUAGUCCUCAGGAAGCCCUGAUCCCCCAUCAAAUUAUCAGCUUUGGUCCGAACUGGAGAGGAUGGCAUGCCACAGAGCACACCCUGACUUGGAAAGCCUCAAACAAUCUCUGGUCCGAGCAAGUUGACCGCUUUCAUCAUGAAGUGCUGCGUUGA